UCACAAUACAGGUUUAAGGACCGCCCAGGAUUGAUGUGAUUUGCUGAUGAACAGUCAACACGAACUUCAGCAGCUCGGUAGACAGAGCGUCGUUCUGGCAUCGGAGUGUCAGAGAAGGAUCUGAUGGAGGGAGCAGCUCCAGGACAGUCUCUAUACACAGCCUGCUGCUGCUAACAGCCAGGUGAACGUUCCCAAACAGUGAAAAGCUGCGCAGAAUAUAGGCUUUGGGACGGGGAGAAGGGGUCAGAAGUUUUAAUAUUCCUACAAAUAUGAAGCAAAACUGGGUUCAAACCAACGGUGCACCACCAAUCUUCACUCUGUAGAACGGUUCUCAGCAGCGCCCUUCACCCUGAGAGGGGGAAUUUCAGCUCACACCUUGGACGGACCUGUAGCCAUGGAGCAAGUCUCGAGUCUGCCCACAGGGAACGGCACCAAUUUGACAGAAGCGCUGGGCCACGCGUUUCAGUACUCGCUGUCGUCCAGCGACGUGCUCUAUAGCGACUACGAACCCCCUCAGAAAGAACUCAUCCCUCUGCCCAAAGCUGUGCUCUACCUACUCAUGGCGGCCCUGGUGGUGGUGGCAGUGGCUUAUGCCAUCGUGGGCCAUCUCCUUAAAGACCUCGCACACGACUUUGCAGAUUGCAUAUUUGGUCCGAGGCAGCAUGACACAGAGACUGGCAAUGACCUGAAGUGCAUCACUCGUGAAACACUGUUGUACCCACUCCAGAAUCAGGAGGCAAUCCAAAUCCCAGAAGAAAACCAAACACUGCAUUUACCACAAGAGACAUGACUUCACAACUAGGAACCGAGGGAUGGAUUAACCAAAGUGGACUCGAACGGCAAAAUCCUCAUCCCAUCAUGAGCACCAACUGAAUUCAGUCUAAUGGCAUCAGCUGCCAUCACCACUCAGUUAGUUUCUUGUAAACUGAAUGUUGACAAAUUAACUUGCGACUUUCUGAAACCUUAAUGUAUUUCCUGAUGUAGCAGAAGUAACUGUACAAUACAUACGUAUAAAUAACAAAAACACCUGGCCAGUGCAUUUAUGAAUAGAAUGGGAAGUUGUCAAGGGAAAGCUGUGCAUUUAUAUACCACCUUUUAACAUAGGGCAAAAUAUCCCACGUUACUUCAUCGGAGGGAACAUCAGAUGAAUUUAACCCUCAAACCUCACAUUUUGCAAUUUUAACUCUGCCAGAUGAGAAUCCAAUUGUUUUUUGAAUGCCCCUAGAGGCUAGGUCACAAUUCCCUCCUGAUCAGACUAUUCCAGAUAUUUGUACAAAAGCAUUUUUUCUGCAUUUUUCUCUAGCUUAUCCUCAAAACCAUUUCUUCCAAUCUUCUUCCUUGUAUCAAUGAAAUAUUUGGAAUUUAUCUUCAGAGUAUUUUAUAUAUUUUGCUUAAUUUGCUUGCUGUCUCGGCUGCAAUUAGCAUCAAUCCUUCCUCUCAGCUAAUCUCUCCUCGUAUUUGGAAUAAUUUCCUGUUGUAUCUACCCCGAAGGCUUGCACACCUAUGAAAUUCUGUUACUUCAAGCAAAUGUUCUAGGCUUUGGGCUCCUUUCAGCAGUUUCCACUCAUAUGACUGCAGCAUCUCAGCAGCACUUAACCGAGGGCCAUGCCGGCAGCACUCGGCAAUGAACGAGUAAAAGUGAUGACAUGUCAUAGCGUCAAAAGGGUCCUACGCUGGUAAAGUGAAACUGCACUGAAAAAUUAUCAAUUGUUAACUUGAAUGAGUGAUUUAGUAUGGUGCAACAUCCUAUGAGUCCCUGGGCUUGUUUGGCACUGUGACAGCAUCCCCUAUCUGAGCCAGAAGGUCCAGGUUCAAGUCCUACCUGAGCUGCAGGUGUUUCACAACAUAACCAAACAAGCCAAUUAAAAUAACUCUUACAAAUCCAUUCUUACCAUGUGCUGCUCUUCCCAGCCGUUGCAAUUGUUUAUGGAAAUGUUGGCAAUAUCUUCCAGAGUGCACUUGUUCCUAUUCCCAGCUUUAUUAAACAUUCUUUGUCUGCAAGACCUGCACUGGC
Rhincodon typus (whale shark) is the source of this 2014-nucleotide messenger RNA. Its product is annotated as small integral membrane protein 44-like. The transcript has 3 exons. The record is from RefSeq and is a predicted model, not a curated record. Lineage: Eukaryota; Metazoa; Chordata; Chondrichthyes; Orectolobiformes; Rhincodontidae. The coding region runs from base 395 to 790 and encodes 131 amino acids.